AUGUCGGCGUACGCGGAUAUGAUCGAUACAUCCAUCGGGGGCGAUGGCGCGCUGAGCGACGACGAAGCCGCGGCGUUGGCGACGGGUGGGACGAUGGACGCCGAGAGCACGGCGAGGCGCGCGCGCGGACCGCUCGCCGAGGCGUUCGAGCUGUUUAAAGCGUUGUCCAAGGGAGCGCACAUCGUGCAGAGCGACGACGGGCGAACGAUGUGA
This is a messenger RNA of Ostreococcus tauri, 213 nucleotides long. Its product is annotated as unnamed product. The transcript has a single exon. Bases 1 to 213 code for a protein of 70 amino acids. The record is from RefSeq and is a predicted model, not a curated record. Lineage: Eukaryota; Viridiplantae; Chlorophyta; Mamiellophyceae; Mamiellales; Bathycoccaceae.